Messenger RNA from Indicator indicator, 2910 nucleotides. RefSeq names its product HBS1 like translational GTPase (gene HBS1L). Gene Ontology annotation, biological process: translation. The transcript is spliced from 19 exons. Gene Ontology annotation, molecular function: GTPase activity; GTP binding. Lineage: Eukaryota; Metazoa; Chordata; Aves; Piciformes; Indicatoridae. The record is from RefSeq and is a predicted model, not a curated record. Bases 1 to 2265 code for a protein of 754 amino acids.
AUGUCCCGGCACAGGAACGUCCGAGGCUAUAACUACGAUGAAGAUUUUGAAGAUGAUGAUGUGUAUGGCCAAUCAGUAGAAGAUGAUUAUUGCAUUUCUCCAUCAACAGCAGCUCAGUUUAUCUACUCCAGACGAGACAAACCAACAGCAUUUGCUGAGCCAUUAGAAGAAGAAUAUGGCUAUGAAGGUACAGAUGACACUGCUGAUUGUUUUACAUCUGGUCAUCAGUUGACCAAAGUUGAUAGAGCUCGUCUUAAUUCAUGCCUUGAUCAAAUGAAAGAAGUUUUGGCAGAAUCUAUACCAGAGCAAACAAUGGUGCAAGCAGUACUGGAUAGUAAUUUUGAUGUACAGAAGGCUUUGGAUAUUGUGCUUUCAGAAGGCAGUAAGCAAAAUGUCAAGACCAAGAAUGAGGAUGCUCUGAUUGUAGGAAAGACGACAAAAGGAGACUUACUUUGUUGUCCAGAAAUGCGUACUGAUGCAGACAAUUUCUCAUGUGCUGUAGAAAAUGUUGCUGAUGAUACCAACAAAUCUGAGUUUGAAAACUUGACAGUCAAAAGCGAUUCAGUUUGUUGCUCUUCAAUUAGAAAUGACAAAAUGGUCCUUAAUGCUAAAAAAUCCAAUAUACCUUCACCUGAAGGGAAAGGAAAAACAAGGGAUUCCCAAUCAGCCAGAAUGGAAUCUGAAAUUGUGCCAAAAAUUGCCAAAAUGACAGUGUCUGGAAAGAAACAGUCUAUGGGAUUUGAAGUUCCAUGCAUGACUGCUGAAGAAAAUGGCCACGUUAACACACCUCAAAAAGGAUCGUUAACUGAAGGUGCCAGCGUAGCUUCUGGGUUACUUGAAGCAGUCUCACAAUCUUGUCUUUCACCUCAAGUAAUGCAGGUUUCAGAAGAGCAGAAUGUAGUGUCUACUCCAGUAAAAAAGUCAAGCAAGACAAAACAGCAAAUAGAUGUGAAAGCAGAGUUGGAGAAGAGACAAGGAGGGAAGCAACUACUUAAUUUGGUGGUAAUAGGACAUGUUGAUGCAGGUAAAAGUACUUUAAUGGGUCAUCUACUCUAUCUCUUGGGAAAUGUGAACAAAAGAACUAUGCACAAAUAUGAACAGGAAUCGAAGAAAGCUGGCAAAGCUUCAUUUGCCUAUGCAUGGGUCUUGGAUGAAACUGGUGAAGAAAGAGAAAGGGGAGUGACGAUGGAUGUGGGUAUGACCAAAUUUGAGACAAAGACUAAAGUAAUUACACUGAUGGAUGCUCCAGGCCACAAAGACUUCAUUCCGAAUAUGAUCACAGGAGCUGCACAGGCUGAUGUGGCUAUUUUGGUUGUGGAUGCUAGCAGGGGAGAGUUUGAAGCCGGCUUUGAAACAGGUGGCCAAACUCGAGAACAUGGCUUAUUGGUGCGCUCUCUUGGAGUGACACAGCUGGCUGUUGCAGUCAAUAAAAUGGACCAGGUCAAUUGGCAACAGGAAAGAUUCCAGGAAAUUACCAGUAAGCUUGGCCAGUUUCUUAAACAAGCUGGCUUUAAGGAAUCAGAUGUGUCUUAUAUUCCAACGAGUGGCCUUGGUGGUGAAAAUCUGGUCACAAGGGGUCAGUCAAGUGACCUCACACAGUGGUAUAAAGGAAAGUGUUUGUUAGAGCAAAUUGAUUGUUUCAAGCCACCACAGAGAUCAGUGGAUAAACCAUUUAGAUUGUGUGUUGCUGAUGUAUUUAAAGACCAAGGAUCAGGAUUCUGUGUGACUGGUAAAAUAGAUGCAGGCUACAUUCAAGUUGGAGAACGGCUUCUGGCAAUGCCUCCCAAUGAAACUUGCACUGCAAAAGGAAUCACACUGCACGAUGAACCAGUUGAUUGGGCUGCAGCGGGAGAUCAUGUUAGUCUCACUUUGACCGGCAUGGAUAUCAUCAAAAUCAAUGUUGGCUGUGUGUUUUGUGAUCCCAAGGAACCCAUUAAAGUUUGCACUCGUUUUAGAGCUCGGGUUCUCAUCUUCAAUAUUGAAGUUCCAAUCACUAAAGGAUUUCCUGUGCUUUUACACUAUCAAACUGUAAGUGAACCUGCUACUAUUAAAAGACUGUUGAGUGUCCUGCAUAAAAGCACUGGUGAAGUGACAAAGAAAAAGCCUAAGUUAUUGACUAAAGGACAGAAUGCUCUAAUAGAACUACAAACUCAAAGACCUGUUGCUCUAGAAUUGUAUAAAGAUUUUAAAGAGCUUGGAAGGUUUAUGUUACGUUAUAGUGGUUCCACUAUUGCUGCAGGAGUUGUCACAGAGAUAAAAGAAUGACAGUGAUGCCAGAACUUCCACCGUCCAACCAAAAUGCAGAUAUCCAAACUUCUGUUUUAAGGAUUUGGUUACUUCAGCUGAAGGAAGAAAUGCAAUUAAUUGGGGAGGAGAUAAUAAUGACUAAAGUUAAAUCACGUGAGAUGUCUGGGGAGCCCUUCAUCAGUCUCUCCGACUGCAGAACAAGAUGCCAACUGACAAGGAACUGCUAAUGUUGCACUUCUUGUUCUCAAGAAUCUCCAUGUGUUUUCUCCAUGUGAAAUUUAGCCCGUAGAGAGCUUGAUGGAAAAGUGUUGCAGAGUUGAAUUAGAGAAAAGGAUAAUGAGUCAUCAUGAAAAAAGUUCCUUACUUCCAGACAUAAAUUGUUUACGUAUUUUCUUUGAUUUGCUUUUUUGCUGCACAUUAAUUCAGUGAAGUAACUUUAUUGGCCUAAUAUAUUUUUAGGUUUGAGCUGAAUGCAUAUUCAGGGGAAAAAAAGAACACGUUACUUUGGUUUCAAGAAAAUGGUAUGUAGUAUUUUCCUGGGAUUGUUUUCCCUCUUCCCAAACUUACUUAAAAGAAUAAAAAAGAAGUUUUCUUUUGCUGUGUAGUGAAAGCUGUGCCAACAUUGGCUAAUUUUAUUUUAUGAACUGUAAGAAUAAUAAAAUG